GUCUUGGCCUCCAGCUUGGCAAGGUUUGGCGCCGUUGCCAGCUGCAAUAAGCAUGCACUACGCAGCCAACCGGGAUCUGUAGUGAUCUCCGUGCUACACCUCACCAUGCAGGUUUGUUCCUUUUACUCACGCUCUUUGACACUUCUUUCUUGACUGCGUUGCGUUGGCACUCUAGCCUGGGCAGAGGAAGGUCCUCCCCUCCCUCGCUCUUUGCAACAUCUACCGCAGGAGCACCGCGGUCAUUCCACCGUGUUGACACUACUCCGUCCAACAGGAGAGCGCAAGCAGAGCCAUUGGCAAAACAAGCCGAGGCGUGUACCGCCGCCGCAUCCUGUCACUUUCUUAUUUUCCCUAGGGACCUACGGCGCACUCAUUCACACCGCCAUGGCGAGUGAACGCUACCGUGGCGGCCGAGUAUUCGCCCGCAAGUCUGGCGCUUCCAAACCUACACCUGCCGGCGAAAUCCAACCUCAGAUCGAAGCCCAACAGUCUCCCGAAGACGGAGCUGUGCGGGAGAAACAACAGCCUCAGUACAACGAGAAAGGUCAACGGAUCAAUCACAAUGGGCACGUAGUCACCAAGUGGAUCCAUCCGGACGGCGAGAGUGGCCGCUCGUGGUUUCAUCCAUGGCACUUCUUCCGUGUUUGCUUUCGUUCCUCCUGUACCGCAUCGAAGCUAACCAACUUCCUCUGGCCAUUUACGCUUGCAGCUUUGGUGCUGCACUUCAACUACGAGCAUGAGCACCAUCUGUGGGUGUUUAUCACUGCUUUCAUCGGCAUGGUGCCAGCCGCGAAUUUGGUCGGCUUCGGCGGUCAAGAGCUGGCGAGGAAGAUGCCAAAAGUGGCGGGCAUCAUUCUCGAGACGACUUUCGGGAGCAUUGUGGAGAUCAUCCUCUUCAUAGUAUUGAUCAAAGGAGGUGUACAAAACGUCCCAGUCAUUAGAGCAGCUAUACUGGGAAGUAUCCUAGCGAACUUGCUGUUCUGUCUUGGCUUGUGCUUCUUCAUUGGAGGCAUCUUCUGGCCGCAGCAGACGUUCCACGAGGCCAUCAGCGAAGUGGGUAGCAAUCUUAUGCUUGUCGCUGCCGUCGGCCUCGUCAUUCCCACGAUCUUCUACAACUCCCUCUCUGGCCGCUUACCCCCGGAACAGAAUGACUCGGAGACGUUGCGCAUAUCACGUGCGGCCGCUAUCAUUCUGCUCGUCGCAUUCCUGGUGUACAUCUGGUUCCAGGCUAGAAGCCACCACGGCCUCUAUGAAGACAUUCUCGAGGCGGAUGAAGAGCGGGACCACGACCGACACAAAGACCUGCAGAAGCCGAAACUCACAUUCACCGAAGCCUGUAUCGCUGUCGUCAUCGCACUUACCUUUGUCUCCUUCAUGGCCGUCUUCCUCGUGCAGGAGAUCGAGUUCAUGGUACACGAAAGGCACAUCUCGGACGCCUUCAUGGGUCUCAUCCUCGUACCUAUCGUGGAGAAGGCAUCCGAGCAUCUGACCGCCAUCGACGAAGCCUACGACAACCAAAUGAACUUCGCCCUUUCCCACGUCCUCGGCGCCAGCAUCCAGACCGCCCUGCUCAACACGCCCUUAGUCGUGCUUGUGGGCUGGGGACUGGGAGUCGACAUGAGUCUCAACUUCGAGCUGUUCGACGCUGUCGUGCUGAUCCUGGCCAUCAUCGUGGUCGGCAAUUUCCUUAGAGAUGAAAAGAGCGACUACCUCGAGGGCGCGUUGUGCGUGUUUGUGUAUAUAUUAAUAGCGGUGAGCGCGUGGUACUAUCCUGAUCCGCCAAGCGCGACGGAGACGAGCAGUGCGGCGAACAAUGUCACGGAGAUCACCACCGAGGCUGUGCAUAGGCUGUUACGGAUCUGAAGGGUUUGUUGAUCAUUCGGCAACAUUGCGCAGACUGAAUGGGGCCUAUAGCGAGGUGUAUGGGGAGACUGAUAAUCAAAUGUCACCUAGGAUUGUUCAGACUGCGUGCCUCGUGCUGCCCGAAUCGAUACCUCAAUAUCUCGAGGCCCUCCAGACCACAUUGGACCUUUCAGCACGGCCUGUGUAUGGACAAAGCUUUGUGAGUAGAUACCGGCUAAUAUCAGUGAUCGUGCCACUCGCUUGUUCCUGGCUAGUG
Messenger RNA from Baudoinia panamericana UAMH 10762, 2119 nucleotides. RefSeq lists its product as uncharacterized. Lineage: Eukaryota; Fungi; Ascomycota; Dothideomycetes; Mycosphaerellales; Teratosphaeriaceae. Gene Ontology annotation, biological process: intracellular calcium ion homeostasis; calcium ion transmembrane transport. Gene Ontology annotation, molecular function: calcium:proton antiporter activity. The record is from RefSeq and is a predicted model, not a curated record. Bases 385 to 1863 code for a protein of 492 amino acids. Gene Ontology annotation, cellular component: fungal-type vacuole membrane. The transcript has 2 exons.